Haplochromis burtoni (Burton's mouthbrooder) is the source of this 4578-nucleotide messenger RNA. Its product is annotated as C-X-C chemokine receptor type 2-like. Lineage: Eukaryota; Metazoa; Chordata; Actinopteri; Cichliformes; Cichlidae. The record is from RefSeq and is a predicted model, not a curated record. Bases 168 to 1106 code for a protein of 312 amino acids. The transcript has a single exon. Gene Ontology annotation, biological process: G protein-coupled receptor signaling pathway; immune response; neutrophil chemotaxis. Gene Ontology annotation, molecular function: G protein-coupled receptor activity. Gene Ontology annotation, cellular component: membrane.
AAGUCUUCAUCAUUUUCAGGAAAAGAUCCAAAGUUGGUGUUGUCAUCCCUUUAUUUUUGUGCAUACACUUCCUGUUUGUUUGAUUUUUGUUUUUUGUAUAUUUACUUUUGGCUAAACCGUUGCUUUCAUUGCUAUGGUUAAAAUAUCAUUGUUUUCUGUCCACAGCCAUGUCAUUUGUCUAUGUCUUUGAAGAUGAUUUCUUUCGGAACAAUUAUUCCUAUGAUUACAACGAAUCCAGAGAAUCAUUCUCUCCAGAUCCAGAUACCUUAGAAUGUGGAUAUGAACCUUUGGAACCUACAGCAGUUGUGAUCCUGUGCGUCAUCUUCACAGUCAUCUCUGUAUUGGCCAUAUUCGGAAACCUGCUGGCAGGAUGGGUGAUCAGAACCAGCCAAGAAAUUUUGGCUCCAUCAGAUGUGUACCUGUUCCAACUGACCAUAGCAGAUGGACUGCUGGCUUUAACGCUUCAGUUCUGUGUUGCAGCACUAACUCGAGGAUGGCUCUUAGGAGACUUCCUUUGCCAACUCCUCCACAUCGUCAUGGAUGCGAACUUCUACACCAGCAUCAUCUUCCUCACCUGCAUUAGCAUCGAUCGUUACCUUGUGAUUGUGGGCGCCAGGGAGACACUGAAGAGUCACCAAAAGAUGUGCAGCAGGAUCCUCUGCACAGUGGUGUGGGUUCUCGGUUGUGCCCUUGCUCUGUCUACUCUUUCCAUUCGCUUUGACAUCUCUACCGCAUGGAGGCUCGCGAUUCAGGGGUUCAUUCGUGUUUUUGGCUUUUUGGUCCCUGCGAUUGUCAUGAUCUCCUGCUACAGCAUCACUGUUUCACGGCUGCUGCUCACUCACGGUUUCCAGAAGCACCGAGCCAUGCGGGUGAUCGUAACCAUCGUGGUUGCGUUUCUGCUCCUCUGGACACCAUACCAGAUAACCAUGGUGAUAGACAUACUGCUGAGGGCUGAUUUGGUACAGCAUGACUGUGAUACCAGGAGGUCGUUAAACACAGCCUUGGUUGCAACCCACUGCCUGGCUCUGCUGCACAGCUGCAUCAACCCAUUCCUCUAUGUCGCUGCAGAAGAAAAGCUCAGGAAGAAGAUGAAGCUGCUUUUUUAGAGAAAAGACAGACGGGCAAGUAUGUGACGCUCAAAAUUCAGGAGGUCAACAUGUCAGUAGAUUGAUCUGAAGGUCAUAGUGAUAAUAAUGCUAUUUAAACUAUGUUUCUUACUGCUGUUGUUUGUACUGAUAACAAAUAGCAAAUAUUGGGAAUGAUUUUAUAAAGUCUCUCAAUAUUUCACACUUGACCUCUGACCUCACUUUUACAUUUCACAUCAGUCUUUCUUUCAAGUUGACCCCAAAAUCUGUUAUUUUUACCACACUUUAAAUUUUAAAGUAUGUGUAAAAAGCAGAAAGACAACGAAAUGGACAUACACAAAAUACAACGCUAUCCCCUUGAAAGUAAAUGUUGCCCAGGGACUGAGCUGCCUUGGCUUAAGUUUGGGCUCCCUGAGUGCUUCUUGCUUAUUACUGUCAUCAUCACUAGUUGUAGUUGUACAAACUAUCCAGCAGAUGGCAAUGAAGACCAAGAAGUUGUAUAGACAUUAAAACAAUUAAGAAAAAACAAGAUUUAAGUGUUUAUCAUGCAGAAUUUUCAGAAACAAAUAAGUCAUUCGCACACUCACACGCAGUCAACUUCCCGAUAAACUUUGUUACUAGCCAUUGGCUCUGUUGGACCCGGCAGAGUCCCAAAUGAUCAUUAUUUGAACUUAAAGACUUGACACGUGACCUAAAUGUGUUUUCAGGCAGAGGAUGAACAGAGGUGCUGCAUAAAGGGUCACUGUGUGAUAAAUCAUCACACCAAGUCAAUUUACUUAAAUGCAGAGCUGAUAAUGAGCACAGCAAAGUGUACUUAAAUAAUCUUGUGAGUUUAAUUCUUCAUUGACUUUAGUUUUGUUUGUUUUUCCGAUUCAAUGCACACUGUAAGAAAAUACUUGUAACAGGCUCUGCAGGCAUUUGUUGUCAAUUUUAAAGAGACGUUGAUAAAAUGUUGUAUUAAUAAUUUUGAUGUGUUUGUUCUGUUUUGUUUUUGGUAUAUUAAUUAACGGUUCAUUUAAUUAACAUGUUAUAGAGCAAGUUAUUACAUAUUAAAUCUAAAACCGUACCCAGACGUAGAAAAUGGUGUCAGUAGAGAAAGUAGUUCUAGGAAGUAAGUGCAUCGCUUUUGUUUAUAUGCCAUGUAUGGGCUUAGAGUAGAGAAGUGAAGCGGACAUGAAAUGUGGGCGUUAAAUCAUCGUUGUGUCUUUGAUUUUCUUUGUUCUUUUCUUUCUGAGUAAUCCAGAUCAGUCUUUAGAUCUGUUAUAUUUCGCCAUUUUGAUUUUGCAACUGUUUAUUUGUGUAUAACCUCUGUCUUUGUGUGUAAUAAAAUGAAGUAGGUCUAUUGAAAGAAUAUGUCUGUGAAGACGUCUUCAAGCAACUUAAAGAAGUCCAGACGCUUUUCUUUGCAAGCUCCUUUGACUCUAUUGAAAGAACUGGUAUUGUUUCUGUUUCUGUGAAUUCUGAUAUUUCUGCAUUGACUGGUCUGUACUUGAGCUCCAAGUCAACAGUACAUCCAUCCUGUCGUGACCAAAUGGCCCCAAAGUCACGUCUGUAUUUGUGGUUUUAUGGUCUUUAUGGUAAUCUUAAAGGUAGUCUGAAAAAAUGCAUUUAAGAAAGCUUUUAAAUUAUUUAGACACCUUUGCUCUGAGUCAUUUUACGAGUACAGCAUGAAUGCAAACAAUAUAUUCAAUAAAACUAUGGGUUUAAUGUACAUGUACAAGCUACAUGUUCAAGAUCCACAAAGUUUAUUUUCCAGAGCAAUGUCAUGGAAUCCUUUUUAUUCAGGAAAGUGAUCUUGAUUUUUUAUUUUACUUCCCCCCCCAGCAAAUCACCGGGCUUCAGUGUACCUAUGUGCUGCUGCUGGGCUCUUAUGUAGUUACAAUGAAUUAAAUGAAUAAUAAAUUAAAUUUUAUGUUCUUUACAGACUUUAAUCACCCUUUCAUCAUCAUUAUCUGGUAAUGUCUCUGGCUGGAGUAGCCAGCACUCAUAGAGAUCAUUAAACACCCGUUUUUAACUAGCCUGAAGGAGAACUCAAAGCUUAACACUGAUAAUAACUGAUAGCUGCCCUGAUAUCGGUUAUCACUAUAUGAGGUUUUAGGUUUUGUCGAGCCAACUGCCUCAAAGGAAGCCGGGCUGUGUUGAACUUCCUUCACAGUAGAAAUAUAACAUAGAAAAUAAUGCAGCUUCCAAAUUUUGGGGGAGGUGCAUAAAAACUCACAUCUAAUGUAAACACAGAAAUAGUAAAACAUGAGCAACGAUUAAGGAUCAAAGUUGAAAGGAAUUAAACAUCAUGUUAUGUUGAUUAUGUUGAGAUUGGCUGUUAUGGAUGUAAUGCAAUGAGGUGUUAUUACUGACAGCCUGUUGAUGCUGAUCCAUCUGUCAAAGUAUUAUUGUAUAGUUUGUGUUGUUUAUGUUGUUAUUAAUGUCCAUAUAGAACAUGUAUAAUGUCUAUAUGUAAAUCGUAAUAGUAAUUCAUAUUUUUAUACUUGCGCUUGUUUCAUAUCCUCUUCUGGUUGAGGAUUACAAUGACACCCUCUCUCGUCUCCAAUUGGACCUUAUUGCUGAGAUGGUAUUUAAACCGCCUUUAAGAUAAAGUAGUACCAUAAUAACUGUAACAAUCAGUUUCUUUUGUCCCAGGACAGUCUGCUUAUAACUCAAUCACUUUAUUUUCAUAUUUUUAAGAACUAAAUGAUUACAUUUGACUCCUAAACUAAAACUGUGCUCGCAAGGCAAACACAUAUCCAGUCAUUAGUUUUGUUUUUUAAACCCCAAUACACAAGUGGAUCAAGUAUAGUGCUGCUGCUAUUAGUUGAAGAAAAACAUUUCAUUACUUCUGGAAAAUUGAUUUGUUUCCAAACCGUUCUGUUGCUGACUGACCAGGAAAAGUGGUGCUGAGAAGUGGCAAACAGCAGGACUGAUAUAUUGUUGUUUGACCCAUAGAGAGUAUAAAACACAGACAUAGUCACAGUGAUAUCUCCCACUGGAUUGGGACUCCACAUUUUAAACUCUGAAUUGUGGCGUUUUGGUCAUCACUGUGUCAUGUGGUAUUUUUUGAAGCCAUAAGUUGCCUCAUAUCGAUGAAAGGCUCGAGAUGAAAGCAGCAAGCUCUAUUCAUAAACUGUAUCAGUGAAACAUACAGAGACACACAUAUAUUUGUUUUAAGUAAUCGUCUAAAUACUAGAAUUUCAGUCCUGAGAUGGUCUGUAAAACACAGAUAUUAGUAAUAUUAGCUUGAUGAAUUCAGAGUUUGUUUGGCAUCCUGGAUGUUCAGGUUUUUUAGUGAUGAUUUACGGAAGAAAAGUUGCAUUUCCAGUAAACUAUCAAGGGUCACGUGGGAUGGGUGGGUGAUCAGAAGUUACAUAAUAUGAAAGGUCUAAUUUUUAUCAACAGUUUGAUGCCACCCCUCAUCUUGUAGUGAUGAUUUUUUUCUGGGUAAAAAGAAAACAAAAAAUGUGUUAAAACAAUCUAAUCAGUGGCUGAAAUUACUGAUGAG